Melampsora larici-populina 98AG31 is the source of this 2186-nucleotide messenger RNA. RefSeq lists its product as uncharacterized. The transcript has 8 exons. Gene Ontology annotation, biological process: glycerophospholipid catabolic process. The coding region runs from base 166 to 2022 and encodes 618 amino acids. Lineage: Eukaryota; Fungi; Basidiomycota; Pucciniomycetes; Pucciniales; Melampsoraceae. Gene Ontology annotation, molecular function: A2-type glycerophospholipase activity. Gene Ontology annotation, cellular component: cytosol. The record is from RefSeq and is a predicted model, not a curated record.
AUUUCGAUGACUCUCAUAGUCUCCGUUCUUCACAUUUCUGAUAUAUAAAUCUAAUAUUGAUAGAGUCUCGCGCUGUCUUGCGAGCAGCGUGCUUCUUUGAUUUGAGAAACAAUCGCCGCCCUUCCUUACUUUCAGCCCACCCUUCUUUCUUUUCUCUCAUUCAAAAUGAUAUCCUUGUCACUCAGUUUUUGGGUCCUCUGGCUAGCAAUCGCACUCAAACCUGGCACGUCUCAAGUGAUCACCGCCACUGCUGCUUCGUACGCGCCCACCCUUGCUCAAUGUCCGUCGACCCCGCUUCUUCGACUCGCCGGAUCGGCUGCCUAUUCCAAUCAGACUUUGUGCGCCGAAGAGGUUGCGUUUCGAAAAGGUCGCAAUGCUCUCACCGCACCAUUGUGGCAGUCUUUUUAUAACACUGGGCCUGGGAAACAGACAGGCUACGCUUCAAUCUUUACACAAGCCUCAUUUGAAAAUCCUACCCUAGCCUUGGCCCAUUCAGGCGGCGGGCUUCGAGCUGCUUUAUAUGGUGCCGGAGUCCUCCAAGCAAUGGAUGCACGUACAUCGAACAGCCCAAUAGCUGGUAUAUCUCAGCUGGCCAUGUAUCAAUCUGCUUUGAGUGGUGGAUCGUGGCUAACGCUUUCUUCAGCUAUGAGUGGGUAUCCCGAGAUGAAGCAGCUCGUCGCAAGCUGGUUAUUGUCACGCGACCUCUUCCUACCCGGCGGAGCCAAUGCAAUAGAUGAUGCGAGAUAUUUGGACGCAUUGUUUGACGACGUCGAUUUGAAGAAAAAGGCUGGUCUUGAAGUUUCUAUAACUGACGUUUGGGCGCGUGCAUUAUCACAUCACUUCAUGCCCGGGACAACAACAAAUAACUUUUACGAUAGUACUUCCCCUACUGCCAAUGGAGCAGGUUUACUUGUCUCGGCACUCAAAAACUCACCCGACUUCCAAGCAUUCAAAAAUCCGUAUCCCAUCAUCGUCAGCAAUCAGCAACCUCCCCCGGGAUCACAAGCACCCACCCCCGGCAACAUAGUCCCACUCUCAACAACGGUAUUUGAAACUACAGUCCACGAAUUCGGAAGUUUUGACCCUUACCUCAGUGCUCACAUCCCUACUCAAUAUUUGGGUACCCCCCUGGACAGUGGAAAACCAUUGAAUGGGACAUGUACCACUGGGUUCGAUCAAGCAAGCUUUGUUAUCGGGACGUCAUCUUCACUUUUCAACGCUAUCGCAGGGACACUCGUGGGCUCAAUUGUGGGAACACUGUCAAGUUCUCAACUUGGUUUUAUCAAGUUGUUAGGCAGCCGAUUAGCCAACACAUCUGACCUCACCGGAGUGGACACUGCAUACUACCCAAACCCUUUCAAAGGUGUGAAUGGCCCAGCGGGCUUUGAUCAGACAAAUUCAGACAAGCUUGACUUGGUUGACGGGGGAGAAAACGGAGAAAACAUACCGAUCAACCCGCUGCUCGCGCGAGGAGUUGAUAUCAUCUUGGCAGCUGAUGGUUCUGCUGACACUGAUGAGAGCUCACCCAUCGGUGCCCACUGGCCAAAUGGAACUGCUUUGAUUGCGACAUUCACUCGAGUAACACGCGUGCUUCCAAACGGAUCCGCUAGCUUUCCGCCGAUUCCAACAAAUCCUCAAGAGUGGAUUGAGAAAGGUUAUUCCACCCGGCCGACUUUCUUUGGAUGUAAUCCGCCAUCUCGUACCGGGAACGGAGGUUACCCUUUGGUGGUCUAUCUUCCUAACAGUCCACUUCCACUGCACUCCACUGGUUCUUUCACAAAUACUUCGACUUUCAAACUUAAAUAUGAAGACGCGGAAAGCACCGCUUUCCUCGCAUCGGCCACUACCGUCACCACAUCACCAGUUUUUGACGGUUCAACUGACCAGGAGUGGCCGACCUGUUUAUCCUGCGCAAUGCUUGAACGCGCGCGGAAUCGACUCACUACAAAGGUUCCUCGUUCGGAUAUCUGUAAAAAAUGCUUUCAACGAUAUUGCUACCCCGAUGGAGUGGCUGAAAACUAAGUUAUCCGUUAUAAUUGACACUAUCUACCUUUUUGCUUUUCUUGUUGUACAUACUCUCCUUUUUCAAACUGUCCAGCUUCGUGCUUUGCACCGUCAUGGUUGGGUAUCAUUCAUCAUUAUUAUUUUAAAUGUUGAUUGCAAACGCACUUCGCUUACAAAACCUG